UGAACGUAUUUCGUCUGCUAACUUUACAAAAUAAUACCUUGGAUGGUGUCACAAAAUUGUAUUUAUUAGUCUACUAUAUUUAAAAAAAAAAAAAAUGCUGUUGUCUCGUGGUACGAAAUUAUUACAGUGCUUUGCACAAUCAACAUUGAAACGAAAUGGAAUUAUUAAUAAACAACAAGUGAGAAAAGAAAGUGAUUGGCAUGGACCAUGGGUGUAUAGAGAACCUGGAAAACCCGCAAAAACUGCUUACAUCACAGCUGAAGUUUGUGGAGCAUUUGCUAUUUGGUGGAUUCUUUGGCACUGUUAUCACGAUUAUCAUCAUUUAAUAGGAUUCGAUCUUCCUGAACAUGAAGAUUUUACCGAUACAGAACUUGGAAUUCCACCAGAUGAUGCAGAUUGUUAAUUAUUUUUUUUAAAAAAAAGUUUUUUGUAGGUAUAAAAAAAUACAGUUAAAAAAAUGUCAUAUUCAAGGAAAUUUUCUUAAUUCAAUUGUAUUCCAGUGAAGUAAAUCUAAAUUCUUAAAUUUCAAAAUUUAUUGUGAACUUUACUCUUUUCAAUAAAGUCAUUUAACAUUGAUAAUGAA
Molecule: messenger RNA, 583 nt
Organism: Leptopilina boulardi
Lineage: Eukaryota; Metazoa; Arthropoda; Insecta; Hymenoptera; Figitidae
Gene: Ndufb2
Product: NADH dehydrogenase [ubiquinone] 1 beta subcomplex subunit 2, mitochondrial-like
Exons: 3
Coding region: 95-403 (102 amino acids)
Cellular component (GO): mitochondrial inner membrane
Source: RefSeq, a predicted model, not a curated record